CUGUUCCUCCCGGAGCUGUGGCUCGUCCUCCUCAGCGGUGUCAUGGCGACCGGAAAUCCCGCUCAGGUUUUGCCGACAUUUGAUGACGUUCCGGUUUAUUUCUCGCGGAGGCGUCUGAGCCCGUCCCAGAGGGAUCUGUACAAGUCGGUUAUGAUGGAGAAUUACGAGAGCGUGCUAUCUGUAGGUUACGAGAUACACAAACCUGAAGUGGUGUCCAGAACUGAAGGCGGUCAGGAGCCAUGGUCUGGAGAUUGUCUGGAGGGUAAAAGCCAAGUGGAGACUCUGAAGACAGAAGAUGAAGCCACCAGUGAAGUUCUUAAGGUUGAAGACCUACGCCUGAAUUAUGAAGAAGUUACUGAUCUCUUGGGUGUAGAACAGUCUAACGAGAUCCAGUUACCAUCUCCUCAGGACAUAAAGCCUCAUAUUUGUAGCCGCUGCGGUAAAAGCUUCAGUUGUUACGAGGCUGUGGAGAGACAUCGGGGCUUGUGUGAACAACACCAUGAAGAUGUGACCAAACUGCGUAAAACCAGCCAAGGGCAGAGGUCGUUCCACUGCUCCGAGUGCAAGAAGAACUUUGCAGCACGUUCUGCUCUUCUUAAACAUCAGAAAACACAUUCCGGGGAGAGACCCUACAAGUGCUCUGAAUGUCACAAGGCUUUCAGCCAGAGUUCUGCUUUAACUAAGCAUCGGAGGAGUCACACCGGUGAGAGGCCUUAUUCUUGCACCGUAUGCUCGAAAGGCUUUAUCCAAAAGUCGGACCUGGUAAAACACCUUCGCACCCACACUGGGGAGAGGCCGUAUCAGUGUUCCACCUGCCAGAAGAGCUUUGCGGAAAGUUCUGCUUUAAUCAAACACAAGAGAACGCACUUUACAAAUCGUCAAAACCAAAUUAAACGGGUGGAGAUGGCUGCAGAGUCUCCUAGGAGAAUCCAGAAUGUGGAGGACAAGAAUGGAGCCACUAAUUCUCUGUACACGUGUGCAGACUGUGGAAAGACGUGGAAGCAAUGGUCGUCCUUCCUCAGACAUCAACUGAUGCAUUUGAGGGAAAGACCCCACAAAUGCGCACAGUGCAGCAAGACCUUCAUCCAGAAGUCUGACCUGGUGAAGCAUGAGAAGACCCACACUGAAGACCGGCCUCAUCAGUGCACGCAGUGCAACAAAGGCUUCAUUCAGAAGUCCGACUUGGUCAAGCAUCAGCGGACACAUACCGGGGAGAGGCCGUUCCAGUGCGCUUACUGUCAGAAGACAUUUGCAGAAAGAUCUGCCUUAGUCAAACACCAGAGGACGCACACAGGGGAGAAGCCUUACACAUGCACGACCUGCGGGAGAGGCUUUUCUCAGAAGUCUAAUCUCAUAUUGCACCAAAGGAUUCACUCUGGAGAACGUCCUUACAGCUGUUCUCAGUGCGAUCGGACAUUUAUACAAAAGUCGGAUAUGGUGAAGCAUCAGGGAGUCCACAUGAGGCAUCAGGGUUUAUCCAUCAACCCUGCAGAGGACUCCAGUUCUUACAAGUGUAACCAGUGCGAUCAGAGCUUCAGUCAGUGGUCUGACUUUCAUAAGCACAAGCUGGUGCAUGGUGGUCACAAUCUUCUCCGAUGUCCUGAGUGCAACAAGGACUUUCUCCUGAAGUCCGAUCUCUUAAAACAUAUCUGUAGCCACAUUGGAGACCAGUCCUGUUCCCAGAGCUUCGUCCAGAACUCAGCCCCCCUUAGCUAUUGUAAGACCCAGAUAGAAGAACGCCCUAGCACGUGUCAGGUUUGUCACAAGACCUUUGCUAAGAAAUCAGCUUUAAUAAAGCACAGCCGAAUUCACACGGGGGAACGGCCGCAUAAAUGUGGUCUGUGCGAGAAAGCUUUUAUCCAGAGGUCGUCCCUGACUAAGCACAUGAGGAGUCACACGGGCGAGAGGCCUUACGCCUGUGAGCAGUGUGGGAAGAGCUUCAUUCAGAAUUCAGAUUUAGUCAAACACCAAAGAAUCCACACUGGGGAGAAACCCUAUCAUUGCACUGAAUGUAACAAAAGCUUUACCGAAGGGUCUUCUCUGGUGAAACAUCGUAGAACCCACAAGGGGGAGAAGCCCUAUAAGUGUCCGCAGUGUGAGAAGACUUUUACUCAAAGCUCAGACUUAAUUAAACACGGUUUGGUUCACAUUGUAGAAAACCCACCGACUGCCACUGCUUUUCAUGAGAUUGUCAUUGUAGACCCAGAGGAUCUGAACAGCGGUUCAGUAGAACAGAGUUACCCCUAUCGAUGCACAGAAUGCCCCAAUGUGUUCCUUAAUAGACCAGUUUUUAUGAAGCAUCUGAGAACACACAAUAUGGAAAAACGUUACCCAUGCGGCAAGUGUCCCAUGAGAUUUGUUCAGACCUCCGACUUAGUAAAACAUUUGCGAAAACAUACUGGAGAACGGCCCUACCAUUGUACACAGUGUGGUAAGGGCUUCAUUCAGAAUUCGGACUUAGUAAAACACCAAAGAACCCACACAGGGGAGCGUCCUUUCAGAUGUGACAUGUGCAACCGUGGCUUUGUUCAGAAAUCCGCCCUGACAAAGCACAUGAGGACCCACACUGAGAAGCCGUAUAGAUGUGAGCACUGUGGCAAGUGUUUUAUCCAGAACUCAGAUCUGGUGAAGCAUCGAAGGAUCCACACAGGAGAGAAGCCGUACAGAUGCCCAGAAUGUGACCGCAGCUUCACAGAAGGGUCGUCGCUUAUCAAACACCGCAGGAUUCACAGUCGAUUGCAGCCCUACUUGUGCAAAAAGUGCGGAAAAAGCUUUAGUCAGAGCUCAAACCUUCUGAAACACAUGAGAUGUCACGGAGAAGAAAAAAUGCAGCUAGCCGAUGCACCUAAGAAGAACGCAGCAGUCAUCGUCUCUGAGGCCCUCAGCCAUGAGGUGCCCUUAAUGCAUGGGAAAAAGGGAGGUGACAGAUCAUUUCUGUGUAGCGUGUGCGGGAACAGCUUUAAUCACAAGUCAGUCCUCAUUAAACAUUUACGUAUCCACACAGGAGAACGGCCGUACAAGUGCAAUUUGUGUGUGAGGAGCUUUAUCCAAAAAUCAGACCUUGUGAAGCAUUACCGCACACACACGGGAGAGAGGCCAUACCAUUGCCAGGAGUGUGGACGAAGCUUUGUCGAACAGUCUGCGUUAUCGAAACACCAAAGGACUCACCACAGAGCUCAGGUGCUUGUGGAUGAUAGUGCGACACAAGCUUGUGUGGGACCUCAGCACCAAAUCACCUACUGGGGAGAAUCAGAAGAUGACCCUGGGAGUUUGAUACCAAGGUUUCAUGUCAUCAAACAAGAAGACCAUUUUCCGACCAUUCGGCCUAUGGGCGGCUCAAAAAGUUUCUCCUUUAAGGUCAAACACAGGAGAAAAGCGACAAAGGCACAGUCGUACACCUGUCCAGAAUGCAACAAGACGUUUAGCCACUGCGCUGUGUUCUUAACCCACCGGAGAACACAUGGAGAACAGCUGCAUAUCUGCAAAGUGUGCGGCAAGAGAGUCAGCCAACGAUCGGCACUGGUGAAACACAUGAGGCGACACACCGGAGAGAAACCCUAUAAGUGCCCGACGUGUGCAAAGUCUUUCAUCCAGAACUCGGACCUGGUGAAACAUCUGAGAACCCACACAGGAGAAAAACCGUACAAGUGUGACCUCUGUGAGAAACGCUUCAUCGACCGGUCAGCGGUUGUGAAACAUAUUAGGACUCAUACUGGAGAGAGGCCCUACAAGUGCCAGGAGUGCGAGCGAGGAUUUGUCCAAAAGUCUGACUUGGUAAAGCAUACGAGGAUGCACACAGGGGAGAAACCCUAUCCGUGCUCCUCGUGUGACAAAAGAUUCAGCUCUCGAUCUGCCUCCUUCAGACACCAACGUAUGUGCUCUGUGGGGGCUUCCUACCAAGACCCCGACCUCUUCUACCCCAACAUGUUAAUGUGGGAAGAGCAGCCAUCUCCUGAUGCUUUUCCUAGAGACUCUUCCAGAUUGCAGAUGGUGUCAGGGGUGGUCGUAUGACUUCAGACUCUGGUCCCAACGCAUUUCAGUGACUGAGCCUGUUACAUGUGAACAUUAGGAGGUGUAAAUGGUGCAGACGCCACUUGUUAAAUAAAACCUUUAUCUGAAGUUUGAAAAUAAAAGUUCACAGAAAAACUGA
This is a messenger RNA of Bufo gargarizans (Asiatic toad), 4150 nucleotides long. Its product is annotated as zinc finger protein Xfin-like. The transcript has 4 exons. Bases 43 to 4011 code for a protein of 1322 amino acids. The record is from RefSeq and is a predicted model, not a curated record. Gene Ontology annotation, biological process: regulation of DNA-templated transcription. Lineage: Eukaryota; Metazoa; Chordata; Amphibia; Anura; Bufonidae.